Molecule: messenger RNA, 3912 nt
Organism: Engraulis encrasicolus (European anchovy)
Lineage: Eukaryota; Metazoa; Chordata; Actinopteri; Clupeiformes; Engraulidae
Exons: 8
Coding region: 194-3730 (1178 amino acids)
Molecular function (GO): DNA binding; zinc ion binding
Source: RefSeq, a predicted model, not a curated record
UGCUACGUUUGAUUGAGAAAUUGCAGCUGCAUUAGACCAUCACACGUUUGUGUCAAAAUGAGGACGAUAUUCGAGUGAUUAGCCCAUUUGUAUAUGUAUGUGGCUUAGCCAAUGAAAAGGCGUUACACUGGGAAGUGAUAUUCACACACAACUUCCGGGUCCUGGCUUAGGAGUUGCUGUGGCAACAAAAGAGAUGGAUGAGGAGGUGGCGUUCCCUCCAUCCCCUGAGGGGGGCGCUGUGGACGAUCAGCCUGCAGAGCAGGAGCAAGCCAGCCCUCAGACACAAGCCAGCCAUCAGACACAAGCUCAGGAGGAGGCAGGGCAGCAGCACCACCAGCAGCAGCAGCAGCAGCAGGAGGAGGCGCGCGCUGUGGACUCCCCGUCCGCAGGGGGCGAUGUAAUAGCAGAGGGAGGGGGAGAGGAGCCCCCAGAGGACUGGCUACAGCCCCUGGAGGACGACGACUGUGAUGAGGGGGAUGAAGAGGAGGAGGACGAGGAGGAGCGUAUGAGCUGGGGCCAUGGCGGCUCUAGAGAGGGCAGUGUCAGCGGCAGCAUCGGGGGAGGAGGAGGAGGAGGAGGGGAGCGCAGCACCAGAGGAGGACGAGGGGGAGGCGGGCGAGGCCGCGGAGGGUAUAAACGGAGGAUCCACUCCUUACUGGAGGAGGACUGGGAUGACUGUCCCGAUCUGGGGGAGGGCUGGAAGAUGAAGAUGGUGCUGAGACGAUCGGGAGUCCAGGCAGGGAAGACCGACACCUACUACAUAAGCCCUAAGGGGGUGCGGGUGCGGAGCAAGGUGGAGCUAGCCAAGUGUGUCUCGAGCUCGAUGAACUUGCAAAUGUUUGACUACAAGGCCGGAGUGUUCGUGUCCGAGGGAUCAGGCAGGAAAAUGAGGAAAAUGCAAAAGGAGUACGAGCGGUCAAAGCCGAGUCCUGAUGGGAACGAGCAGCAGCAGCAGGAGGAGCAGCAGGAAGUGCUAGCCCUCGGCAGGAGGAAGAGGAAGAGGAAGCAGACAAAGCUGCAUCAGGAAAUGGUGGAGGAGGAGAACAGGAAGAGGAAGAGGAAGCAGGAAGUGCUAGAGGGCGAGAGGGCCAGGAAGCGCGCUAAGAACUUUAGCGACGCCGACAAGAGCCGCCUGAGGCAGCUGGUGCUGAGCACCCCCCAGGCGCAGGACAGGAGGCGGAGCGUACGCUUGGCAGUCUGGGCCGAGAUCAGGCAGGGCUUCAAUAGCCAAUCGGAAACGCAGCGCACCACGCAACAGCUGCAGAUGUUGUGGGCUCGUAUGUGUCGGGGCCGGGGCCGGGUGGGUGGCCGGGGGGGUCAUCGGGGGGCGGUCCUGGCCAGACUGGCUCGCCUCUGCAAGGCCAAAGGCAAGCGACGACGCCCCCCCCAGCCGCAGCUCCAACCCCUCACACGACACACACUCUUAGACCAUGAUUACAUACACACACUCUCAGAGCAGGAUCGCACAUGCGCUCCCUCGGAGGACGUUAACACAAACGCACCCUCGGAGGACAAUUACACACGCAUAGUCUCAGAGAACAUUCACACAAAGACAAAAUACUCGAAGACACUCUCAAAGCAUUCUCACACACACACCCAGCCAGAAGACGCAAACGCAAACGCACUCUCGGAGCGCAACUAUUCUUCGGGACCCACCGAGAACUCUUCCUCAGACACAGACACACAGACCGAGCGGUCGCAGUCUGACGAUACACACACUGACGACACGUCCUCAGACACACUCACAGACAAUUCGGACGCUGAGGAUUCUGGGGACACGGAAGACUCUCAAAGCGCCCCAAACACACCCUCAGCAGACACUCACGCGCACACAAUCUUUGAACAGACACACGCACCCUUGGAGCAGACACACACCCAACUGGAUCAGACAUGCACACAAACGCCCCUCUUGCUCAGCAUCAAAGAAGAGAGCUGUGAGGCCGCGUUCGAACACACACUACCACAGAUGCACACACACGUCAGUUUCCUGGGCCAUGAGUUUGAGCUGUCCACCCCUAACACACACCCCUCCAACCCUGAUGCGCACCUCUCGCAACAACACACACGCCUCUCCACCCCUAACACACAUCUCUCCACCCCUGACACACACCCCUCGCAACACACACACCCCUUGCCACACACACACUUGUCCACCCCUGACACACACCCCUCGCCACACACACACACCUCGCUCCACACUCUGAGUGCUGACCCCACCCCGGCUCUGGCUUGUCCCGCCCCCCUCUUGGGAGCCAGCUGGAGCGAGCGACCGCUGAGCUCUCGGGCCUCCGCUCCCUCUCGACCACUUCAGCUCUCCACAUGCAUGGACGGACCCCAUCCAACCUUUGGCAGCCCUCCACCCCCCUCCCCUGAUCGCCAUGGACACCAGCGGGGGGGCGAGAGGAGGCGGAACCAGCGCAUGCUUGACAGGAGAGGUGACGGGAACUCUAGUGAUGAAGGAGAGCAGGACUGGGAUGAGAGGAGGAGUAAUGAGAGGAGGAGAAGAGGAGGAGAGCAGCGGAUGAAUGAUGAGCGGGAUGAGAGGAGGACAAGAGGAGGAUUGCAGCGGAGGAGAGGAGGAGGAGGAGGUGGAGGAGGUGCGCAGAGGAGGAGGGAGCGUGUAAGCCUGGAGGAUCAGCUGACUCUGGCGUUCCAUCGUCGCCGCAUGCGCUUCCUGCACCAGGAGCACGAGCUGCAGAUGAGGGUCCUGCGCCUCGAGCUCUCGCUACGGCAACAGGAGCAGCAGCUGCUCUACGCACGCGCCAACGCCGCGCUGGCCAAUCAGAAUGCACUUGCAGACGCCACACAGGCCAAUGGCCUCGCACCUCAGCAGCCAGUAGACAAUCAAGACUCGCCUCACUGCCCAGUAGCCAAUCAGGACCCCCCUCAACACCCAGUAGCGAAUCAAGAUGCACUUAAACACCCAGAAACCAAUCAAGACGUGCCUCAGCACCAGGCAGACACACAGCAGGACCAGCUAGCCAAUCGAGACAUACCUGAGGACCAAUCUACCAAUAAUCACACAGUUGAGGACCAAUUGGCCAAUCAUCACAUGCCUCUGGCUGAAACGACAAAUCGGCACACACGUCAGGACCAGCCAGCCAACCAAGACGUGCCUGAGGACCAGCCGGCCGAUGAAGACAUGCCUGAGGAGCCGCUAUCCAAUGAUUACAAGGCUCAGAUCGAAACAACCAAUCAGCCUUCACCUGAGGACCAGCCAGCCAGUGAAGACAUGCCUGAGGAUCAGCCUCAGGCCGAAACAACCAAUUGUCCUGCUCUUCCAGAACAAACAGCUAAUCAAAAGACCCCUCUUGAACAACUGGCCGAUGGCCAGCUGAUUAAGCCUGAAGUGGCCAAUGACCAUGUACCUUGUGACCAGCCAACCAAUCCCCUGGGACUGCAGGAGCAGCCAACCAGUUGCCGUGCGUUUGAACCCCAAUUGGCCAAUGGUAAUCGCAGUGCAUCUGAUCCCCAGUUGGCCAAUGGUAUUCGCCGUGCAUCUGAGCCCCAAACAGCCAAUAGUUUGUCUGAGCCAGUCCGACUGGUCCCUCCCCUACGCAUCUCCAGACGCAGGCUGUCUGCCGACGCCGUGCUGUCGAUCAUCACCCGAGAACCGCCUGCUCGCUCCCCCCGCCUCGCCACACUCAAACGCCAGGGCACCAGGAGCAGGAUGGGGGGCAGAGCCAACACACCACCCCCUACGUCCUCAAAAACACGUGGCAGCAAAUAACACACACACACACUCACAGACACCAGAGUGUUUUUUAUGUUCUCAGCAACAGCAGUGUUUUAAUUGCUCUCUUUUUUGAGGAUCAAGUUCUUCGUUCAAUUGAUUAAUUGAUUAACUUGUUUGUUUUAUAUGCCUUUGAGGCCGAGAGGUUGUAUUUGGAAUAAAACUGCUUUGCUUUUUUA